GGUUCGUUUUGUUCUCCUGCUUGCUGCUUAGAGUCGAGUUUGGGACGUUGCAGAGAAGCAAAGUGCUUCCUGGUUCCUAGAAUUUAAAAGGAAGAUCCCUUGAUGGGGUCGGUGACCAUGGCCGCUAUGUUGACCAGUGGCUGUCGGAGCUUCGGUUUACCAUUGGCUCUCGUGCGAACACUUGACAUCUCCCUUUCGGCUCUUAUCAAGCACUACAACAAACGUUCUCUGAAAUGGUGUUGUCCGAGGAGUUCACAUAGCAGUUCACUUACCAGUGAAUCCUCAAAAGUACACUCUAACAACUCAACCACUGCUUCUAAUGGCUACCCGAAGUAUGAUCGCUUGCUUCCGUGUCCAUCACAAAAUUGUACACCAAGAGUUGAACACUUAGUUGUUUCAGAAGGAGGACCCGUCUUAGAAUAUAUUUGCAAAGCUCUAGAUUUUCCUCCUUUGUUUGUUGCAGAUCUAAUCCAAUUUGGAGCCGUAUACUAUGCUCUUGUCUGUCCACAACCCCCUCCCAGUGCUACUCAGGAGGAGAUUAGGAUAUUCAAAGAAGCAACAGAACCAUCAGUUUUGAGAAAGAGAUCUUCGAUCAAAGGGAAAACUAUACGAGAGGCACAAAAGACUUUUCGAAUAACUCAUGUGGAUCAGUUUGUGGAAGCAGGAACCUAUUUAAGAGUACAUGUACAUCCCAAACGCUUUCCAAGGUGCUAUGAGAUUGACUGGCGAUCGAGAAUCAUAGCUGUGGCUGAGUCAUAUGUGGUUUUGGAUAAACCGGCUGGAACAUCAGUGGGUGGCACUACUGACAACAUUGAAGAAACUUGUGCAACCUUUGCAACUCGUGCCCUGGGACUUCCAACCCCAUUGAUGACUACCCAUCAGAUAGACAAUUGCACGGAAGGCUGUGUAGUCUUCGCUAGGACUAAAGAAUAUUGCUCUGUCUUUCAUGGUAAAAUCAGGGAGAAAAAGGUGAAGAAGCUUUAUCUUGCUCUUGCAGCUGCUCCCGUGCCAUGUGGAAUUAUUAGCCAUUAUAUGCGUCCAGUUAACAGGGCUCCUCGUCUUAUUUCUGAAGAUUACGUUGAGGGAUGGCACUUGUGUCAACUUGAGGUCAUGGAAUGUAGAAAGGUCCCCUGGCCAAUCACUCUUAUUCAAGACAAGUUUUGUAUUGAAGACUGUGGAUGGCCUUCUGAAGAUUAUGCGUAUGAGUGUACAAUCAACCUUCUUACUGGUAAAACCCAUCAGAUUCGAGCUCAAUUUGCAGCGUGUGAGGCACCAUUAGUUGGUGAUUCUAUGUACAUGCCAGCUGCCCUUGCAGAGAUGGCUAAUCCUGGAAUUAAUCCAUUUGGAAAACACAAGAAAGAUCUCAGCGGUCAGGGUGAAAUGGAAAUGGCUGUUUUAAAUUGGAUUUCACAACAUGGGAAAGAACCAAGUGUUGCAAUUGGCCUCCAAGCUUGUCAAAUAUCGUGGGAUGAUGGCGAACACUUUUACAAAGCUGGGUCUCCUUGGUGGAGGGUUUCUCAUCAUAUUAAGCAAGGACGCAAGAAUUUCCUUAAAGAUUGGAGAAGUUAGACUGAAAGUCUACUCCAAGGUUCACAGAAAUAAAUGAAAAGGAGAAGACGAUUAUAGGCUGUCAAGUGCAGUAUCAUAUGCUUCUGUACCUUGUAGCAUGCAUUCCUUCAGAAGUAAAUUGAACAGAUGAGCCAGACAUAGGUGAUUCCUGAAUUUAAAUACUAGUUUACGAAGAGAAAAUUAAAUUUACACAUUCUGCUCGGAGAUGAAGGCAUCGAGCAAAAGUCACAUAUUAUUGAAGCGAAGCUGAUUGGGCUUUGGUACAAACGAUUUAACUUUGGCGCUUGUCCUGAAUUGUUUGUACCGGUUUCCCUCCUCCCUGUCAUGUUCGGGCCUAAAAGCCUCUCUUUUAUACUUUGUAAUAAACUGCUUAUACCAACUUGCUGAUAGUUUUUGAGUUCUCUUUAGAGUAGAAAAAUCAAUAUGGUAUAGCCCGAAUCUUCUUGUAUAUCCAUAUUCCCACUGAAAGUUGUCAAGGAGGGACCAGGCAAAGUAUCCCCUCACGUCUGCUCCUUUCCUGAUCAUAUGUUAAGACUUGAGAUGGGAGGAAAGAAUACGAAAGUUAUCUAAAUUUAGUCAUUAAUCUCGAGGCAAAUAUCAGCUAUUGGUUAGACAAUAUAUAAUAGAUAUAUUGGCAAACUAUAGUGAACAAUAAAAGGGUAUUCAAAUGAUCGUCUGGAAAUUAUGUUGCUGUUUUUGUUCAUUUAAUUUUCUCACCUUGUAGCUGAUACAAGGGCAUUCAAGUGAUCUUCCAUGUACUUCAUUCUUUUAACGUCAUUAAUAUGUUCUUCCAAGGUGGAA
Prosopis cineraria is the source of this 2370-nucleotide messenger RNA. Its product is annotated as RNA pseudouridine synthase 6, chloroplastic. Gene Ontology annotation, biological process: pseudouridine synthesis. Bases 103 to 1569 code for a protein of 488 amino acids. The record is from RefSeq and is a predicted model, not a curated record. Lineage: Eukaryota; Viridiplantae; Streptophyta; Magnoliopsida; Fabales; Fabaceae. The transcript is spliced from 10 exons. Gene Ontology annotation, molecular function: RNA binding; pseudouridine synthase activity.